ACGACUUACGCCGAACUCAUCCGUAACGGCACGCUGUCUAUAACAUGCACUAUAACAUGCGCGAGGAACACAAUGUUUCUACUUGGUCGAGCACGACUUGGUACGCUGAGGCAGAGCCUCAGACAGCCACCGAGACAUUGGACCGAAGAAGACGCAGAAUGGAUCGAUCGCGACGUAACCAGAGCAUUGUUACCUACUCCUCGCAGGUCAGGCCGCUAUAUUCGCAGGACGGAGGAUGCUUCUCGGUCAGUGUGUCGAUCUUACUGGUUGCCCGAGAUUCGACUUCGACCGUAUACAAUUCGCCCUUCUGCGUCGGAUACUGACUUUCUGUAUAUGACAUCUUCCCUCAUCUGUCCAUGCCCCGAACGGUUGGCUUCAUAACGGUGCACCAAUUCCUUGCAACGAGACUCGGGAUGCCAUCAAGGACGACCGGUGGCCACGCGGUACGGAACAAGAUAUCGCAUGGGCUGAGCGUUCCCACCAGUUAUGGCGCGGUGUCUUUGCACUCGUCGAUGAUCAGUUUACCCUUGCGGAUCAAGUACGGACUCGUUGUCGAGAACACCAGCUCACACAUGUCGCUCCGCUCGGCCUUCGCCAGCAAAACCCCGGUGAUCAUGUGGCCCCUCGUUAUGGGAGGUCAUCUUGAGGUUCUAAAGGUUGACCACCCAAGCUUCCUUCACAACUUUAUAGUCGCAUCUCUGAAGGCGAUAGGCUUCACGCAAGUCGUUGGGGGCCUGAUGACGUGAUGUCUGGUUGCUUCGAAAUGGGCCGUCGGACCCCGGCGCUCCGGGAGCCGAAAUGCUCGAGCUUCGGGAGUAAUGGGUCGCUCUGAGCCUGUUGAUUCUGAGAUUGCUGAUAAUAUUCUGGAUUAGAUGUGGCGACCCUUGCGAUGUUUAUUAGCGCCAAGGGGGCUACAACUCACAUAAUGUUGUUGCAGCCCAAUAAUCCUGCGAGCGUCGCCGCCCCCAAGCGAGCGCUUUCGUAUCGGCAAAACCGAACCACGCGCUACCGCAUGCACCCGCUACCUAUGACGGUAGCGUAUACUCGUCCAGCAAGUAUAUAAGCAUCGACGAGCGGCGUCCGUAGCAAGACAGGUUUCUCGUCCUAUUCAUAACGUGAAUCAUCAAGUACAUUAUGCAGGUGCUCCUCGCAUUCGUCGUCUCCGGUAUACUGGCGACUGUCGUCAAAGCAGACACAUGGGGAGCUGCCUAUUCUCUCGGGCCCACCGCCAAGACUUCGUCCAUAAUCGAAGCGAGCACAGUUCUGAUCCCUGGAACUCCCCCUCCGGAUAAUGAGGACUACCUGUUUCUUUGGCCUGGCAUCAGCAACGCCACCAGUGGCCUCAUCCAAGCCGGAGCUGACUCUGCGAAGAAUAUGCAAGCUUACUGCGGCGCGCGAAACAACCAGUGGUGUUCCGCGGCGAGCUACUUUGGAUACAUCAACGGCGUCUUGAGCCAGUGGUCAGGGCCCUAUGUCCCCGUAGAGCCCACUGAUCAGAUUCACAUUCAUUACAAGCUGCGUAGCGACAAGAUCACAUGGGACCAAACCGUGACUAUCAACGGCACAGUGACAUCGACCCAAGUGAGCUACGAUGGUCCAUUGAUCCAGGGAGGAUGGGGAACCGGCACCGAAUGCCAAGAAAAGUGCACCGGCGCCCGGAGCACCCAGUACUACCUGAACACGAGUAUCGUACUCUCUGCAUCCGACUACACCUUCCCCAAAACGCUUGGAAUGGGCGCCGGAGUGGUUGCCACGGAUCUAUACACUCCCGAUGGUGGCAUUACCUGGAAGGUCGACAGUAUCAGUAUUCCGCCCAUGACGAUUGACGCCAGCGGCAACCCGAUCUGAUGAUCUUGACCGGGUAUACUUUUGCGAAGGAAUCGAAUGGAUUGGACUCGUCUUUUACUCCCCUUGGAUUUCUAAUCGAAUGCAAGUGGUGUAUGUUCUGUGUAC
Messenger RNA from Punctularia strigosozonata HHB-11173 SS5, 1953 nucleotides. RefSeq lists its product as uncharacterized. The transcript is spliced from 9 exons. The coding region runs from base 1135 to 1848 and encodes 237 amino acids. The record is from RefSeq and is a predicted model, not a curated record. Lineage: Eukaryota; Fungi; Basidiomycota; Agaricomycetes; Corticiales; Punctulariaceae.